UUUCAUUGUUCUUUUGCUUGGGAGUGCGAAAAUAUUCAGAUUUUUCAGACAAUACUCUUAAAAUACACUGUACCAAACAGCAAAAAUGCCUGGUACAGGUGGUGAUGGAAAGAUCAAGCAGUUGUGUCCAGAAUGCCUGCGGAAGCUCUUCCUGGGUGGGCUGUCACGGGAAACCUCCAAAGACGAUGUGGUCAACUACUUCAGCAAAUAUGGGAAAGUCAUUGAUGCUGUUGUGAUAAUGGACAGUCAAAAAAGGUCGAAAGGUUUUGGUUUUGUCACCUUUGAAACUAUGGAAGCAGUUGACGCGGUUCAGGAUGAAAGGCCUCACUUCCUUGAUGAUAAGCAGAUCGAGACCAAGAGAGCAGUGCCCAAAUCAGAAAGUGAACAACAUGUUGAGGCCAACGUGACAACGCACAAGAUCUUCUUGGGUGGCAUCAAAGAGGGGAUUGAGGAACAAGACAUUCAAGAGUAUUUUGCCACAUUUGGUGAGGUAGAGGAGGUCAAGCUUGUCCGAGACGGUACUGGCAAGAAACGAGGAUUUGCAUUCGUCACCAUGACUGAUAAGGACAAGGUGGAUAAGAUUGUUUUGCUAAAGUGUCACACCAUAAAGAACAAAGAGGUAGAAGCCAAGAAGCAUGUAUCGAAAGAUGAGAUUGCAAAGGCCAGAGAUAAGCGCGACAUGAGGAUGGAAAAUGAAAUGGGAGGCGGCUUUGGUGGCGGUCGUGGUAGAGGAUCCCGUGGUGGUGGACGUGGUGGCAUGAGAGGAGGCUACAAUGAUGGUGGAAACUUUGGUGGUGGCGGCGGCGGUGGUGGAGGUGGAUUCCGUGGUGGUAACCAAGGUAACUUUGGCGGCAAUUUCGGCGGCGGUGGAAUGGGUUUUAACCGAGGCAAUCAGAUGGGUGGAUUCAACCAAGGUGGUGGAGGCGGUUACGAAGGUGGCUUCAACCAAGGCGGUGGUGGUGGAUAUGGAGGCGAUGGAAGUGGUUACGGAAACGGCAACCAGAAUUGGCAAGGCAACCAAGGAGGUGGUGGCUUUGGAGGUGGUAACCAAGGAUAUGGAGGCGGGAACAGCGGCAGCUAUGGGGGUGGCAACCAGAAUUGGCAAGGCACCCAGAUGGGUGGUGGUAGCUAUGGAGGUGGUAACCAAGGAAGCGGUGGUUACGGAGGAGGUGGCAACCAAAACUGGCAAGGUGGCAACCAGGUUGGAAAUAGUGGUUAUGGAGGCAGCAGUUAUGACCAAAGCGGUAACAAUCGUUACAACCAGGGUGGUGGUGGUCAGGGCAGCUAUGGGCAAGGUCAAGGAGGACAAAGUAGCAACUACAACCAAGGUGUUGUCGGCGGUGGCAACUACAGCAAUGAUGGCUUCAACAGUGGAAGUGGCGGUGGAUACCAGGGAGGAGGUCGCGGUGGCAAUUACAAUCAAGGAGAUGUUGCAGCCACUUCUGAACGAGGAUACGAAGUGACACAACAAACUUCACAAUAUGAUAAUGGUCAACAAAGCCAGGGGUACCAGCGACAGCAAAGCACACAGUCUGCUGGUGGCGGAUAUGGAGGCGGGAACCAGAUGGGUGAAAACUACGGCGGUGGAUAUGGAGGUGGUGCCAUGAAGGCGGGCGGCGGUUACACACAGAGAAGUCAAGGACCUUAUGGAGGUGGUUAUGGUGCAGGAGGCGGUGGUGGUAGUGGUGGCGGAGGUAGUUUCGGAGGCGGCCGCAACUACUAAGGAUCAGUGGUAAAACAGUAUCCUUUGAUCAAGGGCAAUAUCUAGGCAGUUAACACAAGAAGUACAAAGUUUAUAAGAUCGAUCCCUUCAACAGUUAGCACUGUCGCCCAAAACUAGGACUACCGCUAUUGAAAGGCCUAAUAGUUCUAGACCUAGGCCCGACAGGAGACAGAUUUUUUCGUAGAGACAGUUGCUGAAGUGUAGGAACAGACUUAAGCCCAGAUGACAGUGAAGAAAUCUUAUUUCAAAACAGGCAUUAGAAUAGAAUCAGCUAUAUGAAGUUCUGGUUUAAACUUUGCAGAAUAAUUUAGUGAUCCUCGCCAUCUUCAUCUUGUGCGUUAGGAAUACCAAGGAUAGCGCAAGUUUUAGGUAGGAGCACGGACUGAUCAGAGACCAUCUAGCAAUUGACUAGUGCUUUCUGUUCAAAGUUUAGGCACAGCCUUCUUACUGAUGCACAGUUUUAGCAGAACUAAUACCAAUUCUGUCGUGUCAAUGAAUGAUGUAGCUAAAUAUAUCGGCCAUAUAUGGUGUCAGGAUUUGGCUAAAAUAGUUGUCAUAUUUCAUAAAUUUUUGCAAGAAAUGUACAUAUUCCUUGAAACUUUUGUAGAUUUCAUUUUCAGUUCAAUAUUACCAUUUCCCAGUUGGCUAAACUUUAAUAAGUAAUUCAGUGCAUUCCUCCAAAAUGAAAUUUGACCCAUUAGAGAUUUUGGCCCAUUUUCCGUUGAUUUUUAUGUAGGACUGCACUGCAUUCAAGAAGAAAAUAAGGCCUUAACUCCCCAUCUUAAUAAAAUCUGCUUCUUUGAAAGGCGUACAAACCUGCAAUAAAACUGCACAUUUUUAAACCAAACUAAAACUUGACUGAAAACUACCUACCGGGGUAAUUUUUUUUCAGUACCAAUAAAAAGUUAUUUUGUUCUUUCUAGGCUUGAGGGCAUUUUGUUAAUGUGCAAAAAACGGGUUUGUAGAGCAGGCCUUGGUUGUGACGCUACACUGUAGGACCGCAGCGGUCAAAGUGAGGCUUAACAUAUUUUCCAUUACAAUCAAUGAUAUGAUGUGGGCAAGGCCUUUAGAAAUUCAGGUUUACAUGUAGAUAGAAAGAUAGAUGCACCAUACUUUCUUGUGCAGUUCUAUGCCAGCCACACAUAUGCAAUGCACUUUGACCUUGGAAACUCCCAAGUUCGUGUAUGAAAUCAUAACAAUCCUCCGCCGCGUGUAGAAUGAACUUCGAAAAUGAAUAUAGCAUUUUGCCUUACAUGGUGUCUACGGUAACUUCAUGGUUUCCUCCAGUUGUAUUAGUUCUGGUAAUGUGUUCUCUGAUAUAAAAUUUGUUGUCAUUGUCUUCAUAAUCAUGUUUCAAUCGAUUUUUUGAAUAAAACAAAGCUUCCACAAGUAGCUGAUUUUAUCUUGACACAGUACUUCAGGUCCAUUUCUGUAAAGUGACCAAACUGCUAUACUUCGUAGAAUGUAGACUAAGCUGCAUUUCAUAUACUACUUUCAAAUAAUUGAACAAAAGAAACAAAUUCAUCCUGUAAAAACUUAGAAUAAAGUUUAAAACUUGUAGGAAGUAUUGCAGUUCUAAAAACCCGACAUGGGCAUUGUAAAUAAACAUUGUAUACCAUUUAGUUCUCUUAUAAAUCAUAUCAGUGUUCAGAGUUAUUAGGAUUGACCCUUUGAAAAGAAGGUCGGGAUAUUCUGUGAACCAUUAAAGGCAAUUUUAGUUUACAAAUGUAUGUGCCACACUUUCGGUUCGGGUUUCCACUUGAAGAAAAUUAUUGCAAAGAAUUUGACAGUCUUCAACAAUGGGUCAGUCCUAAAUGUUCUGAUAUUGACGGUCAUCAUCAUCAUCAUCAUCAUCAUGUUUAAAUUGUUGUUUUUGCUUGUGGCGCAAUAAUUCGUUUUGUGCAUUGAUAUUCUGAGAAGAAAAAUAAACAGACAAGUCAUUUUAUCAUAA
Lineus longissimus is the source of this 3674-nucleotide messenger RNA. RefSeq names its product heterogeneous nuclear ribonucleoprotein A3-like. The coding region runs from base 86 to 1723 and encodes 545 amino acids. Gene Ontology annotation, biological process: mRNA splicing, via spliceosome; regulation of gene expression. The transcript is spliced from 13 exons. Gene Ontology annotation, molecular function: mRNA 3'-UTR binding. The record is from RefSeq and is a predicted model, not a curated record. Lineage: Eukaryota; Metazoa; Nemertea; Pilidiophora; Heteronemertea; Lineidae. Gene Ontology annotation, cellular component: chromatin; nucleoplasm; catalytic step 2 spliceosome.